UAGCGGCGAUCGGUGGCAACAGUUGUUGUGAACGGAAAAAACAAAAAACGUAACGUCAAAAUUAGAUUUUUUUAAUUCAAACCAGGAGAGUUUGCACUCAAGUCGAGCCGUGUGUGUUUUGUGCAAGCGCAAAAUUUAGGCUUGCUACAAAAAACAAAGAAAAUUUACCAAAAUAGAAGAAGCAAGUGUUUGGAAAUACUUUAUUUAGUGUGACUCUCGAACGCAUUUCAUUUGAAUAUCGGCGAAUAACUUGCAGCAAUUCUCAUCCGUUGUUCACCAAUUGAUCGAUCGGUGUUUUACGAUUUGUCGUUCCCAUCCGGCUUUGCAUCAAGUCAAACUGGUAACAAAAUCUUGAAAGCAGAUCUCAACAACCAUCAACCGUUUAUUUUCGAAGGCUUCAAAUUACCACCGAUUUACACCACAAUUCGAUCUUAUGGUCUCCGUUCAUACAUAACGACUCCGAAAAUAUGAUAAUAAGAUUGUCAACAGCACCAAAGAUUCUUACUAACCUCUGCUAAAACUACCAAAGUUAGGUGAACUGUUCGAGAAACAGUUUAACCAUGAAAUUCUUAAAGGCCAAUAUCAGUUGGAGUCAAAUCCAGGCCAUCCUGCGAAAAGAUUUUCUAGUCAGAUGGCGUCAAAAGUGGCUGAUGGCCUUACAAAUUCUGUGGCCUCUAGUGAUUUUUCUUCUUCCCUAUUUGAUACGUCUCAAAUUUACACCGGUUCACAAAGAUUCCUGCCAAUUUCCAACACGCCAAUUGCCGACGGCACGUCAAACGUUACCCGGGAUGUUGUCGUAUAUUUGCACUCUGGAAAAUAAAUGUAAAAGUACGGACACCUAUGAUGAAUAUGAAUUUUUGCCCAAAUCACCAGUAAAACCUGUUGUUGAUGUUGUACAAAUACUCAUCAAUGAUGAUGGAUUGUUUAAAAUACUGGUCGAAUUGCCGGAAAAAGCAAACUUCAUUAGUGCCGUAACAACUCUAGUCACAAAUUCACAUUUUGGUGAAAUACGAGAAAACAUUGGUAAGGUUGUUGAUAUGAUACCGGAGGUGAGGAAGACACUAAAUGGCACUUUCGAUAUAAAGACUUUGUUCUCAAAUCGCAAAACAUUUGUCAAGGCUGGUAAUUUAAUCUGCGGCUAUCCAUUUCCCAGUAUUGAUACAAUACCUUUAGUCUCAGACAUCUUAGAAUCUCAAGACUUCUCCAAAGUCAACGAUGACGAGAUAAAUGCUAUGCCAACACCAUACUGUAAAAAAUUAUACUUGGAUGUGACCAGAUCGAACUAUGGCAAAAUCACUUGGGAAUCUGUGAAGCCCAUUAUACAAGGAAAAAUAUUAUUUGCUCCUAAUAAUGCUGAUACUAAUUCGAUUAUGGCAUUGUCAAAUACAACAUUUCAGGAGAUCAAUCGUCUGAAACAGCUAUCCGUAGCCUUUGAACAGAUUCUCCUUAAGCUGAAAACUCCGGGUGAUUUCCAAAAUGGCUUUAAUGCUUUGAUUGAGUUGGCUAAAACACCUUUUGUACGUAGCGUCAUUGGCGAUGAAAUAGAUUUGGAUCAAAUGGAGGCUGUAAUUGAACGCAUACGCACAGAUCCCGUGAUAGAGGAUGUUGUGGUUACUAUAAGAAAACUUUUGGAAUGUUUCUCAGCUGAUCGUUUCCUGGCAUUUGAUAGUGAGGAGGAAUUGCGCCGUCAAGCUUUCGAAAUGAAUCAUAAGAGAAUGUUCUAUGCGGCCAUCUAUUUCAAUGACACUCAGAGUGAUAAUGUGGCCUAUAAACUGCACAUGGAUACACAGAAUACACAGCCUACAAUAGAGAAUAAAAAUCGUUUCUGGUUCCCGGGUCCAUCAGGUUCAAUGCUGUUGGAUUUGAAAUAUCAUCGAGGUUUUGUGCAGAUAAAACAUUCCUUAGAUUUGGGUAUUAUUAGGCAUAAGAAAGAGAAACUGCGAGAGCAGGGUCUGUUGGAGCCCCCAACCACACCCAAGCCCCCAGGUCCUCUUUUUACGGUACACAUUGAGACUGGGGACGAUGAAGAAGACGACGAAGAUGAUGAUGAUGAAUGGUCCACCAACUCAAAUAGUACUACGGCUGUUUUGGGUUCAACUAAACCCAAAAACCAAACUCUCAUAUCAUCAGUUGUAUCGGGCAUUGGCAUAGAUGUGGGUAAUGUAACGAAAAAACCCCUGGUGUCGGUAACCGAAACUACUCCCAUGACACCCAGUGAUGAUGAGACCACAAAUAUGCCGGAAUUAGAUGAGGAAGCAACCACUGACUUACCUCUAGAAGCAACUACUGAAUCUAUAGAUAAUGAAAUUAUAACAACAUUAUUGCCCCAAUUAUCCGACGAACUUCUAGAUAAUUUAGAAAACGGCGAGAUAUUGAAGAGACAAAAACGUCAAGGAUUUGCAGAUCUUUUCAGCAGUUUUAGCAGUCAAGUUGAGGAAACAUACAAAUUCGAAAUUGACAAAUUAAAAUACUUUACCAAACAGUUCCCCUAUCCAGCUUAUACAAAGGAUGACUUUAAAACGGGCAUUUAUUUGGCCCAGGCUAUACAAUUGGCUUUCUUUAUUGGCCUAGUGGCUGAAAUAGCAUCGAGUGUUCGCCAUCUUAUAUGGAUGAGGGAAUCAAAGAAUUCUAUGAUCAUGCGCGCCAUGGGUCUUAAGUCCUGUUCCGAAAUGACCUCUUGGUGUUUGGUUACAUUUUUAGAGUUGUUGGUUAUCUUCAUAAUGGUAUCCAUUGUUCUAUAUACUGGAGGUAUGAUUGUCUACACUAAAUGGGUAUUCACAAUGAUUUAUUUGUGCGCCUUUGGAGCAUGUCUUAUAUCAUUUUGCUACAUGUGUUCCACAUUUUUCGUAACCGCUACCAUUGGAGCGGUUGCCACCACUGUCUUAUUCUUCAUUACCUUCUGUCCGUACAUAAUUGUCUUGAUAUUUGAUUCCAAACUGAAUUCCUUGCAAAAUUUUCUUAUCAAUUUGUCAUUUACUACGGCCUAUGCUCAUGGUUGGAGUCACAUUAUGCGCAUGGAAUUGCAAGAAGUUGGUUUAAGUUUUGAAGCUGCAUUCCGUGAAGGUUUAAGAGGCGAAUAUGGUUUUGCAUUCUUUAUGAUUAUAUUGGAUACGAUUAUUUAUGCAGUCAUAGGAUAUAUUCAUCAACGAUUCAAGGAUGACGACAACCGAUUUGUGGAAGUCCAACGAGAGGAAUUGGAUACCAGUGUGGGUGCCACUCUUACCAAUGUCACCAAAGUUUAUAAUGAGACUAAAUAUGCGGUAACAGAUAUCUCGCUAUCAUUUCCAAGGGAUAAGGUCACCUGCCUAUUGGGUCGCAAUGGCGCUGGUAAAAGUACUAUAAUCAAAAUGUUAACUGGUCAGGUGGUGCAGUCAACGGGUAGAGUUAUUUUGUCUCAGGCCAUGUCCAGUGGCAAAGAGUACGAUAAAGUUGGCGUAUGCUCUCAGGAUAAUAUCUUAAUACCAAAUCUUACAGCUCGUGAACAUUUGGAACUCUACGCCAAGAUCAAAUUAAAGCGCAACUAUGAGUCAGAGGUGCAAAAGACUCUUAAGGAUUUGAAUUUCGGAAAACAUGAAAACUAUCAAGCCAGCCAAUUAUCUGGAGGAUACAAGCGAAGAUUGUGUGUGGCUAUAUCGUUUAUAGCCUCUCCCAACGUUGUUAUCCUCGAUGAACCUUGUAAUGGUGUUGAUAAUAAGGCUCGCAAAGACAUUUGGGAUUUGAUUGAGCGCCUGCGCAAAGGAAGAGCCGUCAUUUUUGCCACCCAUUUCUUGGACGAAGCCGAAUAUCUGAGCGAUGUCAUUGUGAUAAUGAAGAAUGGUAAAAUUAUUGCCAAACAUAAUCCGGAAACUUUGAAAAAUCAUUGUACCUCAUUCUAUGAGGUUAGCAUGAAUAGCUGCGAUUCGCAAACCUCGAAUAUGAUUGUGGACAAGGCCAAUAAACUUUUAACCAAUUACAGGCAAUUGGAUAAGACUUCUUCCACCGACUUAAGUCUAAGAAUUUCGUAUGACCAACCAAAUUAUAAUUCCUCCGAAUACUUGAGUUAUCUACAAGAGUUACAAGGCGAAGGUCGUAUUAAAGAUUUGGGUAUUGAAUCCGAGAAUUUGGAGCAAGUAUUCAAAAAUCUCGACAAACAUGCUGCCAAUGGUACUACUAAUGGUCAUGUUAUGGGCAAUGAUUUGUUGAAAAAUGCCAAACUCAAACGAGAAUUGGGCUGGGAUAUGGUCAGCGAAAAGAAUUUGCAUAGAUGUACCGCUAUGCGUCAACUCUUUUGGAAACGUUUGGUACACUUCAGUCGCAACUAUCGCAUGCUGUUGUGUGUCAUUGUAUUGCCGGCUCUCUUUGAAAUUUGUGCCAUGUGGUUUGUGGCUCAACGUUUGGAGGAUGAUUUCGAUAAGACCAUAAAGUUGUCGCGACAGUUGUAUCCCAAGACUACACAAAUGCUGAGUAUGGAAAAAUCAUUGGCCUUUACCCAGGAUGUUUAUAGCAAUAUGAAACAGGAUUGUGCUGCGGGGGCAGAUUUGACUUGUAAAGAAUUUCCCAAUACUGAAAAAUCGUUCUAUUGGAUAUUGAAGUCACUCAAUGAGUAUCAAGAGAAACGCUAUGGCGGAUAUACCUUCAACGAAUCCAAGUCCAUGGUUUGGUAUAACAAUAAGGGCUACCAUGCCAUGGUGGCCUGGUUGAAUGACAUGAACUCAUAUUUGAUGCAAGUGGAGACGAAUAAUACCAACUUUAAGAUCACAUCGUACAAUGAACCUUGGGAGCUGGGCUUUUUGGAAUUGAGUACCACAUCCAUAUUACGCCAAGCUGGUGAUUCUUGUCUGGCUUUUAUUCUGCUUAUAGCCUUUUCCAUGGUGGUGGCAGUUGCCUCCGUCUAUUUGGUCAAUGAACGCGUAAAGGGAGAAAAACUGCAACAGCGUUUGUGUGGGGUCGAUGCCGCCACCUAUUGGGGAGUUGCCUUUAUAUGGGACUUUUUAAUUCUUAUAAUUGGUAUAUUCGUAUGUUGCUCUGUAAUAUUGGCCUUUGAUAUGCCUGUCUUCACAGACCUACAACAGUUGUGGGGAGUCAUUGUGUUGGCCUUAUUCUUUGGAUUUGCCUGCAUACCUGGAGUUCAUGUGUUCGAAAAGUGUUUCAACGAUUCCAGUGUGGCUAUUGUGGGAAUUUUCAUCAUAAACAUUAUCAUACCUCUGUUCACUUUGUCCACUAUAGUGCUAUUAGGUGUUGUCGGUGAUACACCUGCCUGGGAUGAAUGGAGACAUUUCCUCAAUCAUCGUCUUUUUAUUAUCUUCCCUCAACAUGCUUUAGGCGAUGGCCUGUUGGAAUUGUGUAAAAAUUAUAUGGUCUCCUUGACAUUCCGUCGUUAUGGCAUUGAUUCCUAUAAGAACCCCGUUAACAGUGAUCUUUUGCAAGUUCACUUCACCUCUUUGGGUGUGGUGGGUAUUUUCUUUUUGGUUUUGAAUGUCUUGUUGGAAAGUGGUUUGCUGGGAGACUGGAAGGAAAAAAUCAUGCAGCAUUUGGGCUCAAGCAAACAUAAACAUUUGGAGGAGCUGAAAGUGAUCUCAAUCCAAAAUUCUUUGAAGCGUAAUGACAAGGAUGAUCUAUAUGCCCUGAAAGUGGACAAUCUGAGUAAAACCUAUGGAAAUGGUCAAUAUGCGGUGUCAAAUGUCACAUUUACCGUCAAAUCGGGUGAAUGUUUUGGACUCUUGGGUAAAAAUGGUGCUGGUAAAUCGACAAUAUUUAAAAUGCUGUCCGGUCAGUUGAGGCCCAGUGCGGGACAUAUUAUCUAUGAUAAUCCGGAAAUUUCCUAUUGUCCUCAAACCAACACCUUGGAUGAUUUGCUUACUGUGCGAGAAUGCAUUGAGUUCUAUGGAAAGCUAAGACGCAUCAAUGACCUGCCAAAGCUUGUUGCCGGCAUACUUGAAUCCUUCCAAUUGGAGUCGUAUCGUGAUGUUCUAGUGAAAAAUCUGAGUGGUGGUAAUCGACGCAAGCUGACUGUAGCCACUGCAUGCUGUGGUCGCACCUCAGUGGUUCUGAUGGAUGAGCCCACCAGCGACAUGGACCCUGUAACCAGAGCCAUUGUCUAUCGCACUAUUGAUGACUUGCUGGCCGAGAAGAGGGCAAUUGUCUUGACUUCACAUUCCAUAUCGGAAAUCGAUCUAAUUUGCCAUCGUAUUGCGGUUCUUAAGGAUGGUCAAAUGUUAACCUGCAGCAGUCCGGAGAGUCUGAAGGCACAAUUUGGGGGUUACUACAAUGUGACGGUCUACUGUGAUCAAAAUAAAUUAAGGGAUUUGGAAAAGGAAAUUCUUCGACAGUUCCCCUUUGCCAAAGACUUGCAGGUCCACGCUCACUCUAUCAAAUUCAGUAUUAAAGUUGAAAAUCCCACCAACGUAAAUGGCAAACAAAAAGAGAAUGGCAUUGACUUGCCCGAAGAAUUGAAAAAAGCCGAAAAUGACAGCCAAACUACCUCGCCGUCAAAAGAAAGUCUUACGCUAUCACAACUUUUCCAUGAUUUAAGUGCUUUACCCCAACACGUGUCCAGCUCCUUACGUUAUGCUGUAAACAGGUGUAAACUGGAUGCUGUAUUUGAAAGAAUUUUGGAUAGAAGUGAGCAAAGCAAUCUUCGAAGAGGUUCAUUCUAUAAUGACUCUGAUGUAGCCGCCAUUGGAUCACCUUCGACCGGUUACAUACACAAUGGGUAUGUGGAAACGGAAACUUGAAAGUUGCAUUGUGAAUGGCAGAGAAAAUAUGAAAUUUUGAAUGCUAAGAAUUUCCGGGAAUUAUUUCCAUUUGCAAUGAGUAGAAAGGGGAAAAAGUCAGGCUGUGCCUCUACACAUGGAACAAUCCAAUCAUAUGGUGGUCUCUCUAUGUCUUUGGUUUUUUGUUGUAUUUUAAUUUCGAUAUUGUAUAAUGCCCAAAGCAAACGUGUGUAUUGUAUUUAUUAUGAUCUUAAUUUUUAAUAUAAAUUUUAAUUUUUUUUCUUUAAAAAUACUAUAGCAAAGAUUUUUAUAUGUAUGUAUACUUUAUUAGUUUUCUAUUCCAAAUAAGCUUAGUAGAAUGUCUAGUUAGUUACCGCUUCCUCUAUGUUUCCAGGGUGUAUAUGUUUGUUCUUAUCUUAACUACCCCGCUCUAUUUUGUCUUACCACUGUUUUUUUUUUUUGUAAAUCGGUUAGGUUUUAUAGGUGUAAACAACAAAUGGAGAGAAGUGAGCUGAGCUCGCCUUCCAACUCCUUACUUUAGUGUGUGAUUUUUUACGUAAUAAGUUUAUAUGUAGGUAUAUAGGGGUAUUUAUAAAUCGUUGCGGGAAUCUAAUGUCUUUCUUAUUAAUGUGUACUUACAUAUAUAUUAUAUAUUUGUGACUUCGAUUUCGAUGUUAUAUCACAAAAUAUAUUGUUUUUUUUUUUUUGUGUAUAUAAGAAUUAUUUUAUUAUUUAAUAAAAUUGUAAAUUAAA
Molecule: messenger RNA, 7445 nt
Organism: Stomoxys calcitrans (stable fly)
Lineage: Eukaryota; Metazoa; Arthropoda; Insecta; Diptera; Muscidae
Gene: ldd
Product: ATP-binding cassette sub-family A member 13
Exons: 23
Coding region: 561-6713 (2050 amino acids)
Biological process (GO): transmembrane transport; lipid transport
Cellular component (GO): intracellular membrane-bounded organelle; membrane
Molecular function (GO): ATP binding; lipid carrier activity; ABC-type transporter activity
Source: RefSeq, a predicted model, not a curated record